UUUCUUUCAGUCCGUCUGACAGAGCAGUCAGUUUCCUAGGAAACCCUCUGGGCACAGUCACAUGCCAAUGUCGCUCGGAAAAAAAUGGACGUAGAGAACAGCGCUUCGGGGCCCACCCCGGAAAAGCUCACCCCGGAAAAGCCCACCCCGGAAAAGCUGGUGGCCAGCGCCCCCUCCUCCUCGAAGCUGCUGAGGACCGUCACCCCGGAAAUCCAGAAGACCCUGAACAGCAUCAGCCGGAGGUCGAACAGCUAUGUGGAGACGAAGUACAAGUGCACCAUCACCUCGGACAGGUUGGGGCAGCUGAGGAAGAUCAUGGAGACGGCUACGAGGGACCACAAGGUUUUCAGCAUCAAAGGUGGUUGGGCGGUGAUUCGUAGGGAGCUGCUGAAACGCAACUGGCUGGAGAAGAUCGAGGCGACCGUCAAGCACAAGUACUCCUCGAUGGACGACGUCACCAGCAAUCUGCCGGCCAAGCAGGACUGGGAAUCCCCGCAGAGCUACGUGGAGAAGUGCGAGAAAACGGUGGUGUCGCGCAUGCUCCAAAACUACGAUGUCGACCUGUAUUGGAGCAUGCGCAAAGAGCCGAGCGACAUGCAGCACAGAACGAACUCCUUCAAGCUGAUCAACAGAUUUAGCAGAUCGCUGUUCGCAUCGAAAGAAGGCCUAGCCCUUCUACUGCAACAAUCUUAUUGGUACAUCGAACCUGGAGUAGCGAAUAUCAACUAUCCGCGAGUCUAUGUUCUCGGCUUCCCGGAUCAUUACAAUCUCUUCGUGGACGAUUUCCGGAUGACCGCUUGCAUGGGACUGAUGAAGUGGUUCGUGGAAAGGUACGAAACUGGGGACAAGCACGACAUACAAUGUCCCGAAGGGAAAGUGCCGUAUACUGCCCUGCUGUUCGCCAUCGACCGAUGUAACGAGUAUGUUUCCGGGCAAAAACAUUUGGACAUCGAUAAGGAAUUCACGCAAAUAUGGGACCACGAAUGGGAGCAGUUUUUGUCCAAUUAUCGUAUUAUUUUACACGAAAAUGGAUUGUUCUUGGACUUCGCGGAAUCUAUGACUACAGUUUACACGAAUGUCAAGUCAGCUUUGAAGGAAAUACAGAGGUUCUGGCCGCAGUACGAAAUCGACGGCAUGAAAAACAUCUGGAUACUGAAACCGGGUAACAAAUGCAGAGGGCGCGGUAUACAACUCGUCAACGAUAUUGCCGAGGUCGACAAAGUCAUCGGUUUGAAAAUGAAAUACGUUGUUCAAAAAUACAUAGAAAGGCCUCUAACCAUUCACAAAACCAAGUUCGACAUCAGGCAAUGGUUCAUGGUCACGUGCGUCCAACCACUAACCAUAUGGAUGUACAGGGACAGCUAUUUAAGAUUCAGCAGCCAACUGUUCACCCUGAACAAUUACCACGAAUCUUUGCACUUGACAAAUUACUCCAUCCAGUGUAAGUACACGAAUGUCGAGCAACGCGACAAGGCCCUACCCGAGGACAACAUGUGGGACUGUCACACGUUCAAGGCCUACUUGAAACAAAUAGGUUGCAUGGAGAAAUGGAGUGACGUCAUCUUUCCGGGUAUGCAACAAAGUAUAGUGUGCGCAAUGCUGGCAAGUCAGGAUACUAUGGAUAGACGGCCGAAUACUUUCGAGAUAUACGGCGCCGAUUUCAUGUUGGCCGAGGAUUUUAAGCCGUGGUUGAUCGAGAUAAAUUGCAGUCCGGAUCUGUCCUAUUCCACUAGCGUCACUAGCAGAAUGUGUCCUCAGUGUAUGGAGGAUAUAAUCAAAGUGGUGGUCGACAGACGGAGGGAUCCGAACGCUGACACCGGCCUGUUCGAGAUGGUGUACAAACAAAUUUUCCCCAGAACUCCCCCCUACUUGGGGAUGAACCUCUCGGUGAGGGGUAGGCGGCUGUUCAGGAACAGGGCCCGCGUAAAAACGGAAAAAGAGAAAGCGGACAAGCAGAAAACGCUGAUCCGGCUGAGGAAACAGGAUUUCAUAAAGAGCGAAUUCUUAAGAGACAGCGAAAUAACCAGGAUACUGCCCAAAAUAACAUCGCCCGAUAAUUAUAAAGGCCCUGUAAUAGCGGAUUUCAUCGAGGACUUGCACAAUAACGUCAACGGGGACAAAGACAGCGGGGUGGAUUUCAUCCCUGCCCUAAAAGUGGAGACUGUGAAGAAAAAAUACGAAGCUAAGAGCGAGAGGGUAGCGAAAAGUUGCUCGGGUGAAGGGAGGCCGAAAACUAAUGAUUUUUCUCAUUGUUCUGUCAACAGAAAGCGAAGCGUAAAAGAAAACAUUAGGAAGAGCAGUAGAUGCAGCAGCGAGACAAGGAACCAUUUGGGCCUCUACCAGGAACUCCAUCUCAAAAACAAAAUAGCAAGUGAUAAUUGGGAAACUCAAACUGCCAGUAUACUAAGAGGGACCAAUAUUUUGAAUAGGGACGCCAACACCGCCAUUGAUGUCAAUAAAAAUAUUUUCCAAAGUAGGAGUCUGAAUGCUUUCGAUUUGAAUAAUAUUUUGAGAAACCUGCAAAAAUGAGUCGGGUUUUCAAAGUAAUAUUCAGUUGCUUCGCGUGAAUAAAUAAGACAUUCAUUCAAGGAAAUUUGAUUUCAUCCUCU
Messenger RNA from Phaedon cochleariae (mustard beetle), 2609 nucleotides. Lineage: Eukaryota; Metazoa; Arthropoda; Insecta; Coleoptera; Chrysomelidae. The record is from the annotation of a GenBank genome assembly.